AUGGCACGUGGAAACGCGACCAUACGACAAGGUCUCAAGCCAUCAAUCGAACGCUGGGAGACGCUUCUGCUCGUGACUGGGUUUGGCGUGUUCACUACCCUCGUGGCGGUGCUGUUCGUCUGCAUACGAAGGAACAUCUACAAGGAUAAGAACACACUCGACACCGCGUUUGACGCCGGCGGGAAGGUGAGUGUCGGUCUGACGGCGACGACAAUCGUAUCUCAGUGGACCUGGGCUGCCACUCUCUUGGUAUCAUGCACCGUCACCAGCAAGUACGGCAUCAGCGGCCCUUUCUGGUACGCGGCAGGUGCGACAAUCCAGAUUUUGUUGUUCUCCAUGGUCUCGGUACAGCUGAAGGUUCGAGCCCCUGGCGCAAAGACGUUCCUGCAGGUCAUCAGAGCCCGUUACGGUGCCAACACGCAUAAGGUGUACGUCUUCUACGCGUUACUCACAAACGUCAUCGUUACCGCGAACUCCAUGCUCGGCGGCUCUGCAGUACUGUCCGGCCUCACGCGAGAGAUGAGCGUCGAGUACGCCACCAUGCUGAUGACCGCCGUCGUCGGCACGUACACCUUCAUCGGCGGCCUCGGUGCCACCUUCUACGUCUCUUUUUUCAACACCGCGCUCAUCUGCGUCAUGAUGCUCGUGUUUGUCAUGCGCGUCUAUGGCGAUUCGGGCACAAUCGACAACCCGCUGGGAAGCGAGAAGAGCGUGUAUGACCUGCUGGUAUGCAGUCUGGGACCGGAGGGCAAUGAGGACCGCAGCUUCCUCACCUUCGUCUCCAGAUCUGGAUUCCUCUUUGGCCUCAUCAAUAUCUCGAGCAAUUUCGGGACCUGUUUUGUAGACCAGUCCUUCUGGCAGAGUAGCGUGGCGGCUAAGCCCCGUCAAGGGGUUCUGGGUUUCCUGGCCGGUGGGCUCGUCUGGUUUUCCAUCCCCUUCGCACUCGCUUCCACUAUGGGGCUUGGCUACAUCGCCCUAAGCGCUUAUCAGGACACGCCACUUCUUUCGGAGGAGGAAGUCAAUCAAGGAUUAGUAUUACCUGCGGUGGCCCAACACUUGUUUGGUAAGGGCGGCGAUAUGAUAGUGCUCGUCAUGGUCAUUAUGGCGGUAGUGUCUACGGGCUCGGCGGAGGUGGUGGCCGUCACCUCCAUAAUUGUCUACGACAUAUAUCAGCUAUACCUUAAACCAUACCGUCUAGUGCACGACGCGAAUAGCUGUAUUCUGUGCGGCAGAAGUCGUGGCCGGAAGGCGAACGUUCGUGACCGAUGCACUUGCGAGAGUAUGACCGUCUGCGAUGCGUGCUCUUAUGACGAUAGACAGCGGACGCUACGCAGGCGCGUCGUGAAAUCUCCGUACGAGUGCCGCAUUCAUGGUCCGUACCGAGAGUAUACAGACGUCCUGUCGCACCUUAAGAACUGGUGCCUCCUCUGGGUCACACUGGGCAUCAUACCUUUCACCAUCUUGCUGUAUACACUCAAGAUCAACUUGACAGUCGUGUACCUGUUCAUGGGCGUCAUCAUCAACUCGGCGGUGAUACCCAUCACGCUGUCCAUGUUCUGGGAGCGGCUCACUGGGCUCGCCAUGAUCGCCGGAAGUGUCGGCGGCUCCAUUCUGGCGCUUAUCGCCUGGCUUAUCGUCUCCGCUUCAUACGCCGGUGGACUAAACCAGUAUGGACUCAAUGCUACUCGCGAGAUGCCAUACUUGACGGGAAACCUGGUGUCGCUACUGUCCGGGGGCGUGAUCGCCGUGCUGGUCAGUCUUUUGUCCGGCAAGAACAAGGAGGGAGCGGAGGUGUGGGAGAAAACCAGGGACAUUGACAGUCCGCUAAAUCCCUGGACGGAGCUUUACGCAAAGGAUCUCAACCUGGUCGGAGCCUACCGCCUGGACAACCGGCCGCCACUGCUAGAGGUGCAAGCGGCGUUCAGGUCCGCCAAGUAUGUGGCGUUCGUUGCAUCCCUCGUACUUUCGGCGUUCCUCGUGGUCGUCUGGCCGAGCAUUAUGGUGGCGGUGAACGUGAUGGCGUACGAGGCAUUCCACAGUUGGGUGACAUUAUCGAAGGUUUGGGCGUUUACCGCUACAAUAUUCAUCAUCAUUGUUCCGUUUGCUAGUGAAAUAUGGGACAUUUACGCGGCUUUUCGUAGAAACGUUCGGACAUACCCGGAACCAGCAAACGCCGACACAACAAGUCGGUCUAACACGGAAAUAACCGAGAAAGGUAAAUUGGCACAUCGGGAAACUCAGGAUGUGCCACGCAGAAACUUCAAGCGGUUGUCGUCUGUUUCCGUAUUACAAGCUGGACAGAGCAACGCUGACUGACUGUAGUUAAUGAACAAACAAAGGUGAUCAUUUGCACGUGAAGGAACAUUUAGACAUUAGCUUCGUUUUCGGAAAACACGGCUUAAUGCAUGUACUUACAGUGUCAUUCCAGAUUAGCCUGUGCAGUCUACACAGGUUAAUCAGGGAAAACAAUUUCAGCUUGUAUGAUAUUCUUCGAUUCAAGGAAGUCUUUUCUUUGUAAAAAUCCAGUUUAUUCGGAAAGAGUCAGUCACUUAAAAAUAUGAGAUAACACUUUAUGCACAUCCAAUUUUCCCAGAUAGAGGAUUAGAGUAGAUUCAGAUAACGACUAAGGAGCAUCGUUUUAAUGGUUUUACGGCUAAGCAAAAGAGCUGUUACAGGAUUACUUUUUUCGGGAAGGUAAGGUAACCGUUGCGAGAAUUUUGAUCACGAUAUUGAGUACAGUGGUCGUUCAGGAAAUGAAGCUGUCCCUUGUUAAUAAAGUUGCAUUCCUUGACCACGGUGCUCUGUCAUGUUUAAACAAACAAAAUCGCCUGUACGACGCCAUAUUAUUGUCCGUAAAUGAUUGCGUGACUACUUUUCUUACGUGCAUUUCUAUGGAUUUGGAAAGGAUACACCGUUAUGCAGACGUUCUCCCGUAGAAAAUGUUUGUCAUGGCAUUUGCCAUAGGUGGUAGUUCACCGAGACACUCAUUAAAAGUGGUCCAGCAACAAAAACAAAACAUGAAUACAAAUCAUUUUUCUUUUUUAUUACAUAAAAGCCACGUAGCACACUCAAUGAUUCUCCUAGCUUUACACAAAACGGAGUCAUUUGUAUUAGCAAAGUAACUUUUUCUGUCAGCAUCGGAAUAAUUUGGUAUGAUAUCGGACUCCUAUUUGCGCUUUAAGUUUUUAUAAUGAGUUUAUUGCUUUCAAACACUUAUGUAUAUCCAUAAUACAUGGUCCUAUUAUAGAGGGAAUUUAGCUAUUGACCAGACUUAUUAGAGCAACCGAUCAUUAAUUCAAGUGGUCUGCAAACAUGUCCACGGAUGUUAUCAAUGUGUUUGUCGUAAAUUAAUGAUUGAACAAAUAAACAA
Messenger RNA from Dreissena polymorpha, 3370 nucleotides. RefSeq lists its product as uncharacterized. The transcript is spliced from 13 exons. Gene Ontology annotation, molecular function: urea transmembrane transporter activity. Gene Ontology annotation, cellular component: plasma membrane. Gene Ontology annotation, biological process: urea transmembrane transport. The record is from RefSeq and is a predicted model, not a curated record. Bases 1 to 2316 code for a protein of 771 amino acids. NCBI's taxonomy places the organism in Eukaryota, Metazoa, Mollusca, Bivalvia, Myida, Dreissenidae.